AUUUGGGACCAUAGGGGAUGAAUUGUUACAAACGAACGUUUUGAAUUGCGUAUAAAAUUGCGACUGAAACUAAACUCCAUGUAGAUUUAAGGGAAAUCUGGAAUGUCAAUUGGCAUAUAAUUUCAUAUUUCACUUUAGUAAUUAAGUAAAUACUCUUUUAUAUAAUAUUAUAUUUGAUUGGAGUAGGCUAUGACUGUGUGCGAACAUUAAAAUAUGGCAGCUGGUGGUGAUGAUUUUGAGUCAUGGCUUAGUUUAAAAUUGAGAGCAUUGAAUACUGAUGAAGGUGUUUUCGGUUCGUAUAUAAGAGGAAUCUUGGAAGGAGAAGAAACACUCGAAGAUAAAACAGAAGCUUUGGAAGGUAUACUUUCAGAAAUAACGGAAGAUGAUAUUCCUACACAUUGUCGAGAAAUACUGGUAAAAUGGAAAAGUGUAUCACAAACCACAGAUGUGGUAACAGUAAAUAAUGCAGACUCUGGUGAAGACAUGGAUGUGAAACUAGUACGACUUCUUGAGUCACAGCCUCGGCCAACCACCGUGCAGCGAACAUAUACAGAAGAAGAACGAAAGAUACGUGAAGCCAUAUUGGCACAAUAUAGCCAGAUGUCUGAUCAAGAUGAUGACGAUGAAGCAGAUCAUCCGAUUGAAGGCAAAGAGAAUGGUUUGGUCAAGAAUACAAAUUCUGCUGUAGUUCAGCAAGCUGAAAAGGAAAAAAGAGAGAAAGCUAAAUUAGAAAGUCAGAAGAAGAAAGAAAAAGAUAAGGAAGACAGGGAGAAGCAGAAACAGCAGCAACAAGAAAGAAAGGAGAAACGAAAGACACAGAAAGGCGAAAGGCGAAGAUAGCAAGAUGAUGCAGCAGUAAUGUGUGAGUGUAUGUGUUGUGUCAUUUUAAUUUAUUACUGUUGGCUCAUGUGUUCUGUGAGUAGCACUUAUAGUUUUAAAUUUCGGCGCGUCGUUGUAUAUCUGUAUUAGUACUGCAAUGGACACAGCUCGUUUGAGACCUCAUUUCAAGUGGCAGUCUUUGGUAUAUCAUAAUUUUGGGGCUCAGAUUUUGGUCUCAGUUUGUCAUAGGAAAACUCUCAUGUUUGAAUAGGACAGAUUCCAGUAAUGGUUUUGUUCCUUUGUGUUUCUUAAGCAUUCAUAUGGCGUAUGCAUGAUAUACAUAAUCGUAAUACAUGUGACAGUUUGGAUAUCUGUAAAUAUCUUAAGGGAAAAGAUUUGAAAAUAUAUCAAUUAUUUGUUGUUAUAUUAAUGGCAGUAUAUGAUUUCCUUUGGCUCACAAAUGUAUUGAGGUACGUGAUCUGUAGAUACUAAAUAUAAUACUCAGUUGAAUUUUCAUGAUGAGGUUCAGAACACUAACAUAUAACUGAGAAUUACUUCUUCUUUUUUAAUACAGUUUGUUCCUACAUUCUUAAAAUACUGUCAUAUAUUACAGGGAUCCUCAGGUAGGAAAGUGAUGAACAUCACUGUUUUAAAUAGUUUCAAAACUUUUAAUUUAAUAGAUUUAUGCUGAUUGAAUGUUUUGAAAUGAGUACAGGAUGGAAGAUUUCUGUCUUCUGGGUUGUUGCGCCGUGUAGUCUGGUCGAUGUUUAC
Messenger RNA from Zootermopsis nevadensis, 1590 nucleotides. Its product is annotated as coiled-coil domain-containing protein 43. Lineage: Eukaryota; Metazoa; Arthropoda; Insecta; Blattodea; Termopsidae. The record is from RefSeq and is a predicted model, not a curated record.